Lachancea sp. 'fantastica' is the source of this 1251-nucleotide messenger RNA. NCBI's taxonomy places the organism in Eukaryota, Fungi, Ascomycota, Saccharomycetes, Saccharomycetales, Saccharomycetaceae. The record is from the annotation of a GenBank genome assembly.
AUGAGUGCUGUAUUUACUUGUAAUGCCUGCUUGAUCCAGUUCCGCUCUAGCGACCAACAGAGAUACCAUAUGAAGACGGAUUGGCAUAGAUAUAAUCUGAAGCGGAAGGUAGCACAACUCGAACCUAUUCCAGCCGAUCUAUUUGCCGAAAAGCUACAAUUAUCAGAGAAAGAGAACAGGCUGAAUCAAGUUGACGAGUUCGGGUUUCCAAUUUUGAAGACUCGGGAACAGCAUUAUCAGCAAAAGAAGAAUGGCUCUAGCAAUAAAUCUGAAUCUAAGCUCAAGAAGAAGAGAGGCCGUCAAUUCCAGAAUGUUGUGGAUGCCGGCGAUGAUAACAGGCGUUCUGUAUCGCCAGCCGGGUCUGUAGCAUCGGAAAUAUCCAAAAUGUCUAUUCACAGCUCGGAUUUCGACGAUGAAAGGUCAUUAGAUAACGGCUUCACCACCGAUUCGGAUGAGGAAUACACUAGCGGUUACGAAACCCAUACGGAAACAGAGGAAAAUGGAGAAGUACAGGAAAAUGAAACUAUUCAUUUUACUCAAACAGAGUGUCUUUUCUGUAAUUCGAAAAGCAAGGACGUGGAGCGCAACAUCAGUCAUAUGUUCAGGUCUCACGGCCUUUAUAUACCAGAAAGAUCGUUUUUGGUGGACCUAACAGGUCUUAUCGAUUAUUUAAUCGAUCUGAUAGUAUAUUCCCAUGAGUGUCUGUGUUGUUCCUUCCAAGGCAGCAGCUUAGAGAGCAUUCGAGCACAUAUCUCGUCAAAAGGUCACGCAAAGUUACCGUACGAGACAAAAGAGGAGCGUUUGAGGUUUUCUAAAUUUUACGACUUUUCACUUGCUGAACAGCAUUCCGAUGGCGAUUCUAACGUCUCGAACGCUGAAGAUUCUGGGUCUUCUCGCAACGCCAACGAGCGCGAUAACGAAGAAAAUCAGGACAUAAAUUCCAAUUACAUUCAAGCAGAAGUUGACCAAACUGGCGUAGAACUCACCUUGCCUACAGGAGUGAGAGCCGGUCAUCGCUCCAUGAGAAGAUUUUAUAGACAAAACCUUCCUGCACCACCUGACGCUACCGAUGGUAACAGAACUUUGGCAGUCGGUGAUAGAAGAUAUCUGGGCGGUGUUACCGAUAAGACCAUCAAGAAGAACGACAAGAGAGCCCAGCAACAGGAACGACAAAGCAUAAAUCGUCAAAUUAGGACGGAAACCAGACGCAGCAACUUCCAAACUCACUACAGAGACGAGCUGCUACAAUGA